Messenger RNA from Aspergillus piperis CBS 112811, 3290 nucleotides. RefSeq lists its product as uncharacterized. The record is from RefSeq and is a predicted model, not a curated record. The transcript has a single exon. NCBI's taxonomy places the organism in Eukaryota, Fungi, Ascomycota, Eurotiomycetes, Eurotiales, Aspergillaceae. The coding region runs from base 170 to 2839 and encodes 889 amino acids.
CCUAUCACGGCCCCGUUGAUCCUGCAAAUAUAGUCACUAUUUAGACACAGCCGGCUGCAUAAAUAGGCCCUCUCUCAUCCACCCGAAUUGAAGUAUCACAUAUCAAUUUGGCAUCUAGUCCACUCCUCAUACAACAAGCUUGUAAGCCCUGUGUCAACUACCCGCAAACAUGACCGGAAUCAUGAACUAUCUCCGUCGACCUCGAGCAACGGACUCAGGUAUCGAGAUGUCCGCUACUAUCACAGCAAGUUCUUCAACGCCUAGUUGGGGUGUGAUAGAACUUAAAGAUUUACGCGACAAGGACAACAAUCCUGUGGACUUUACCAAGGAUGAUUACCUUGGUAUUGCAUUGCUAUCACCCGUCAAGGUCGAGGAUACGGAGGUCAAUGUUUCCACUGAUCCUUGGUACGAUUUCACAUGUGAGGUUAGCAAUUUCUCGAGCGGUAACGAUGUCGAAGUCCUUGUGAAGAUCACAUUCAAGCCUAAUUGGGAUGGGGAAGCCGACAAGUUCCAAGUCAAAGUUGUCCAGCUGGGAAUGGCUGGCGAUCCGCAAGAUGAGCACUACAAGGACUCGGUGCGCCUGUGGAAGAAUUCUCUGCCCGAUGAAACCGGUACCGUCCCAAUUGUGUGUGACAGUCGACCGGAUGGGAUUCCCUACUCCAACCAGACGGUGGUUUUCACAAACGAUGAUGGGAUAAUCAUGAAAGAGGUACCAUUUGGUCAAAAGACUGAGGUAACCUUGAACCGGGGCAGCUACAGAGUUGCUGCUACAGAAGCUUUCACGGACGAUGAAACCACCGUUGCUAUCGCAAAGGCUCAGCCAGACCAAGUGGAGGUCAAACAGGGGACUACAAGCUCAGAUGUCAACGUUACGUACGAUGUUCAACACUACAGCGCGACAGACGUUGUAAUUGACAAUAUAGUCGGGCUCGAGGGAGAGGAAGUGCAUGUCAAGUUCAGCAGCGAAGACAGUCUGCUCCAUGAUUUUUGGAGUUCUGUUCCACAGACCACAAAGCCACGUCGAGUACUCCCAUCGGGUGGCAACGCAACUAUUAGCGUUGAUUCAAUUAUCGUGAAUAAUGUUCAAUAUGAAUUCACUCCGAAGCAGGUUGAUUUAUCAAGCAAUAAUUCUGUCUUGUUUACGGCUGGCGAUGUUAUUCAGCAUCAAAUAGAAGUCUCGGGUGCCGUCAAGCUACCCAUCCAGCUGAAAAAGCCAGGCUCAAUAACCGCAGGAACAAUGGUGGUGCACCUCAUUCAACAAGAAACCCGCCUUAUUUACAAGGAAAAGGUGGACGUGAACGAAGAGAAUCCCCAGUUCCAGGUGUUGGUGGCCCCGGGAGAUUACGAAGUGCAGGCAAAUCGGUUCAUCGAGAAUGGAAUCUUGUAUAAACCUACAUUUGACCCCAGUAUCACCGUCAACGAAGAUGGUAACACUGAACUGGAAUUGCAGGUGGACCUCGUCGCCAAUCUCAAUGUCCCUGGCUUCCCCAACUUCUUGAGUUUCGGUGCUUGCACCCGGGACCUCAGCGAACCUACGAACUCGGAUGACACUGAUAACGACUUAACAGACUUUGUGCAAGCUGGUGCAUCGUCAAUAUUCAAAUAUGCUGGUCAGGGUGGCGACGGCGACCCCGAAGUUGAUCUAACAGAGAGUCUAGAAUGCACACCAAGAGUGAUUGCCCUUGCGAGCGAUAUCGAAAAAGCCAUCGGAAGCGAUCAUACUGUUCUGCCAGUGUUGAUAUCAUAUACCUGCAACUUUUCUGGUGGGAACGAUGUCCUGACAGAUACCACCAGACACCGCCAUAGCCUUGGAAAUUUCAUUCAGUCGCUACAACUCACCAUGAAGAGUGACCAGGCGCCACGCUCUCUACGCGCUGCGUACAUCCUCAACCCCGAUUUCAUUGGCGAGUGCCAGAAGCGUGGCUACGAAGCGGACUCAGAAGUACCGUUCCUCAAUUCUCUGAAAGAAGCCCUUGAAUACCGGGGUGAAGCAGAUAAGGUCGAGCUUAUUCCUAGCGACAUUGACGAUACCCUUCGUGGAUAUGUACGUGCACUACACUGGCUGGUGCGGACUCUGACGAAGGAUCCCGACACCGGUAAGCCUGCCGUUUCGCUCGGAUGGCAGGUCAAUCUCUGGGCAGGAGAAGCCGCCGGUGCAGUGUGGAUUUACACGGACGAAAAUCAGGCAUCGGACAAGGCGAAGAAGACAGCCGACUACUUGGAUGAACUUGGGGUAUGGCCCAAACAAGCUUCCCAGCAGGCGGAUGAAGAUGAGCUAGCUCCUCUCGACUUUCUGGCCGUUGACCGUUGGGAACGCGAUGAUUACAGAAAUGAUAGCUACCCCAAGUUCUUCUGCUUUGCUCCGCGUGAAUGGAGCAGGUAUAUUGAUUUCUGUGAAACACUUGGCGCAGAACUGCAUGCCCCGAUCAUGCCUUGGCAGGUGUCAGCAGCUCGCACGCCAACCUUCAAAGAUGACGUUUCGAACAAUUUCUCGACAGCACAGCAUUGGGGUACCGGGGGCAGCUGCAUUUUGGGCGAUCCAAGUAUUGGAUCCGAGUACUACCGCAUCCAUAAGAGGAUCUUGUCGCUGGGAUUGAAUGAGGUGCAAUUUCACGUUAAAACCGUGGAAGAGCUGUGGAAGCGCUCUCAACCCUUUGAUAUCAGUAUUCCAGGUUACCAAGGCCUCCAUUUACGGGGAAUCUUCGCUGUCCUGCUAGGUGGUGGUGACACAACCGGCAUUGUGAGUAGCCUUCCUCAGGCUGGUGAGAAGCAGGAUGCUUGGGUGCGGGAAAGACUCGGAGAAUAUAUCAAGAACCCGAUUUAUUUCCAAACCGAUUGAGGAGGGAGCGUGUAAUCGAACGCUACGACUGAAUUCAGGACAUCGUUGCCUGCCAUUACUACGAUUUUCGGGUUUCUAACGUGGCACUAGCCACCUGUACUUGGGUUUAGGCGGAACUUGCAAGCUGUGUUCAGAAUGGAACAGUAUGAUUACGAUUUGAAUGCGGAGGGCUAGUGCUAAUGAUUAUAGCUUUUUAUCAUUAUGUUUUAUGUACGCAAUCAUGUUCCUGACCGAGAAUGGAAGAAUGUUUAUUGCCGUUGUGCUUUUUGUUGCAUCAGAAUGGCGAGUGGGAUGUCUUCCUCGUCGUAGAAUUCGACGUCCUCUUCAACCCCAAAGUCACAUAGCCGUUCGCCCUCAGAAUUCUUCCACCCUUCCUCGCCAUCUUCAGGCUCAGUACUAUAACUUGGCGAAGACUCCCGAGAAGAGCCGCUCUGAUUUAUUUCUUCCUGUG